CCUUCCCGAGGCUCAUUCCCACCUUCCCGAGGCUCAUUCCCGCCUUCCCACCUCGCUCCGGGAUCUCCGGCGGCCUCGGGAGCGACUCCGGCUGUGGCGGCACCGGCGCGGGUCUGUGAGGGGGGGAAUGGGGGAAAACAGGGAAUUCUGAGGGAACACACCCUGUUUCCAGGGAAAACACAGGGAUUAUUCCCUAAAAAGAGGGGCUGAGGGAGCGGGAGGUGGGAUCGGAGCACUCGGGUGCUUCCGGCCUCGGGAGCGUCUCCGGUUGUAGCGGCACAAAAUUGGAUCUGGGACGGGAUUUGUCGGCACCGGGAGGAGGGAACGGGGGGAAAAUAGGGAAUAAAGAGGGGAAAUGCCCUAAAAAUAGGGAAUAAUGAAGGAACAUGCCCUGAAAAUAGGGAAUAAUGAGGGAACAUGCCCUAAAAAUAGGGAAUAACAAAGGAACAUGCCCUGAAAAUAGGGAAUAAUGAGGGAACAUGCCCUAAAAAUAGGGAAUAAUGAGGGAACACACCCUGAAAAUAGGGAAUGCUCCCUAAAAAGAAGGAAUAAGGGAGCGCUGGCUGGGAUUGGACCCCCGAGCUGGUUCUGGAAGGUGAACUGGGAUCUUCCCUCCCUGGGGGUGUUCCCAUGACAUUUUUAGGGAUAAAUCCUCCCCCGGAUUCCUGCGGCUCUUUGGCCCCGGGCAGGGCGGAAUUCCAGCCGGGAACAUCCCAGAGUGUCACAUCCCGGGGCGGCUCCGCUCUCCUGACCCUGAGCUCCUAAACGUGGGAAUGCUCCCGGAUCUCCGGCUCUGCCCGGGCCUUUCCCGCCCCUCAGAGCCCAUCCCGAGGCCCCGAGCACCUGGAUUUCAUUCCCGGCUCAUUUUGGUGCCGGUGCCGCGGCCGGCGAGCCUUGGACGGGGAACAGGGAAUGCCUGGAAUUCAUUCCCGGGAUGUGUCGACGUCGAGGAUCCUGGGAUGUGCCGGAACUCGGCUUUAACCAUUUUCCUCCUUUUUCCGCUCAUUUUGCAGGUGGUUUUAGUGGGUUGGGUUGGGUUGGGUUGGGUUGGGUGUCCAACCCUGGCACCGCCACGGCCACCAAAGGUCUGGAAUUCAUUCCAGAUGCCGAGGAUCCCGGGAUGUGCCGGAACUCGGGUUUCACCAUUUCCCCCCUUUUCUCUCCCGUUUUCCAGGCGGUUCCGGCCCCGCCGGCGCCGAGGCCGCGCCCGCCGCGGGCCGGGGGCGGCGCCAUGGCCACCAAGGUGCCGAUCUACCUGAAGAGGGGCAGCCGGAAGGGCAAGAAGGAGAAGCUGCGGGACAUCCUCUCCUCGGACAUGAUCAGCCCCCCCCUCGGCGACUUCCGCCACACCAUCCACGUGGGCAGCGGCGGCGAGAGCGACAUGUUCGGGGACACCUCCUUCCUGCAGGGCAAGUUCCACCUGCUGCCGCGGCACGGGGGCGGCGCCGGCGGCGUCGCGGGCGGCGCCGAGUUCUCCUUCUCGCGCACGGCCACCAUGAGCGCGGGCGAGGCGGCGGCGCCGUCGCCGCUGCUCAAAAACGCCAUCUCGCUGCCCGCGCUGGGGGGGCCGCAGGCGCUCACCCUGCCCCCGGCGCAGGCCCCCCCGAAGCCCCCGCGCCUGCACCUCGACGAGGCCCCGGCGGCGGCAGAGCCGGGCGGUGAGGCCCCGGCGGAGGAGCCCCCCCGGCUCGCGGCGCCCGCCAACGGCUUCGCCGACGGGGAGGAGGAGCCGCCCUUCCUGUCCCACGCCGGGUCCCUGCUGUCCCUGCACGUGGACCUGGGGCCCUCCAUCCUGGAGGACGUGCUGCAGGUCAUGGACAAGCACCAGGCAGAGAGAGGGGGCGGCGGCGCCGUGACGGAGACGCCGACGUGAGGGAAGAGCCGGAUCCCGCCGUGCCAACGCCAGGAGGGGCUUUGUCCUCGGCCCCCGCGGAUUCCGGACGUUCCCUCCACGUUUUGGGGAGAACCCCAACGCUCCCCCCUCUCCACCCGCCCUCCCCCGGGAACGGGGCGUGUCCGUGUCUGCCGGAAUUCCCGGAUUUCGGAGGUUCCCAACCCCCCCGGAUCGUCGGGACGUUCAACCCGCGGCUUCACAGGAUUCCUCGGGAAUGCCGCCCACCGGGACGGCUCCGGCGGGAAGAGGCUCCACGGGGCUUUGCCAGGCUGGGCUUUGCCAGGCUGGGCUUUGCCAGGCUGGGCUUUACUGUUGG
Messenger RNA from Corapipo altera (White-ruffed manakin), 2210 nucleotides. RefSeq names its product cdc42 effector protein 2-like. Lineage: Eukaryota; Metazoa; Chordata; Aves; Passeriformes; Pipridae. The record is from RefSeq and is a predicted model, not a curated record.